UGUCGGUUCUUUUUACUCCUCCUCCUCUCUCUCUCUCUCUCUCUCUCUCUCUCUCAAGGUUCUUCUCCAUCACCCAUCUCUCCCUGCACCUCUUGGGGCCACUAACCAUCACUGGACCUCCUCGCUUCAGCAGCCGGCGGAUUUGAAAAUUCUCGAGGUUCGGCCAUAGUAGAACCAAAGGUGUGAACAGUAAAGUAAAUGGCUGAGGGAGAUGAGGACUUGCCAAGGGAUGCUCAGAUUGUGAAGUCACUGCUGAAAUCUAUGGGUGUUGAGGACUAUGAACCUCGUGUUAUACACCAAUUUCUGGAACUGUGGUAUCGAUAUGUAGUUGAUAUAUUGACAGAUUCACAGGUCUACUCCGAGCAUGCUGGAAAGGCUGCAAUAGACUGUGAUGAUGUCAAGCUUGCCAUUCAGUCAAAAGUCAAUCUUAGCUUCUCCCAACCACCACCAAGAGAGGUCCUACUAGAGCUGGCUCGAAACCGGAACAAAAUACCAUUGCCAAGGUCAAUAGCUGGCCCUGGUAUUCCUCUCCCGCCUGAACAGGACACGCUGCUCAGCCCCAACUACCAACUUGCAAUCCCAAAGAAGCAACCUUCCCCUGCAGUUGAAGAAACCGAGGAGGACGAAGAGGGUGCUGAUCCCAACCUCUCACAAGAACAGAAGACAGAUAUGCCGCAGCAUACUCCUCAAAGAGUGUCCUUUCCUCUCACAAAACGUCCCAAGUGAAAACUUUUUGAACUGUACAAGAGCAAUUAGAUCUAUUGGUCUUAAGCAAUAGUAAAAACAUCAACAUGUCCACUAUAAUGCUGAUUUCUAUUGGAAUGAAGUAUGACAAAAUAAUUUGUUUCAUCCA
This is a messenger RNA of Alnus glutinosa, 853 nucleotides long. RefSeq names its product transcription initiation factor TFIID subunit 9. Lineage: Eukaryota; Viridiplantae; Streptophyta; Magnoliopsida; Fagales; Betulaceae. Gene Ontology annotation, cellular component: SAGA complex; transcription factor TFIID complex. Gene Ontology annotation, biological process: RNA polymerase II preinitiation complex assembly; DNA-templated transcription initiation. The transcript has 3 exons. The coding region runs from base 199 to 726 and encodes 175 amino acids. Gene Ontology annotation, molecular function: RNA polymerase II general transcription initiation factor activity; protein heterodimerization activity; transcription coactivator activity. The record is from RefSeq and is a predicted model, not a curated record.